AUACGGAGUAUUUCCUUUCCUUCCCCGUCUCCAUUUUCACAAAGCCUUCUUCAUUCCUUCCCCUCCCGCACUCAGCGGUCCCGGCCACCGUUCACCGCCCAUCUCCUCGGAAUUCAUCAUGACGAAAUCAUCUCCACUCGUAUUCCUCUUCCUCCUCUCGAUCAUAUCCAUCGCCACCGCUGAGAUCAAGACGCUGAAGAUCAUUUCCGACUCUCGGCCAAUGAUUUUGUUCGAACGGUUCGGAUUCACCCGCACGGGCCGCGCCACCAUCAGCGUUUCAUCGGUUUCCGUCUCAUCCGCCAUCUCCACACCGGAACCGUCUCAGCUCGGAUUCUUCCUCCUCUCCGAAGAAUCGCUCCUCCAAGUCCUCAUCGAGCUCCAGCAGAACGAGGCGUUUUGCGUUUUGGACUCCAAUUAUAUAAAUCUCCUCUUCACCUUCCGCGACCUCUCUCCGCCGCCCGCCUCCUCCUUCAAUCGCUCAUAUCCGAUUACUUUUCCCGAUGAAUACUCACUUUUCUUCGCCAAUUGCGCACCCCAAUCGAAGGUCUCCAUGGACGUCCGCACCGAGCUCUACAACCUCGACAGUCUAGGGCAGGUCAAGGACUACCUCUCCGCUGGUCUAACCCAAAUCCCAGCCCUAUACUUCAUCUUCUCGCUAAUUUAUUUCGGAUUCACGGCCCUAUGGGUCUACAUCUGCUGCGGGAACAGGGGAUCGGUGCAUAGAAUUCAUCUGUUAAUGGCGGUUCUGCUUAUCACAAAAGCCCUAAAUUUACUCUUCGCGGCUGAGGACAAACAUUACGUCAAGGUCACGGGAACCUCCCACGGCUGGGAUGUAUUAUUCUACAUUUUCCAGUUCAUUCGUGUGGUUUUGCUCUUCACUGUUAUCAUCUUGAUAGGUACAGGGUGGUCGUUUCUGAAGCCAUUUUUGCAGGAGAGGGAAAAGAAGGUGUUGAUGAUUGUGAUUCCUCUCCAGGUUCUGGCUAACAUAGCAUCUGUUGUGAUUGGAGAAACCGGCCCCUUUAUCAGAGAUUGGGUUACUUGGAAUCAAGUGUUCUUGAUCGUCGACAUAGUUUGUUGCUGUGCAAUUAUCUUCCCCAUCGUUUGGUCGAUUAGGUCAUUGAGAGAGACAUCAAAGACGGACGGUAAAGCAGCUAGGAACUUGGCAAAGCUGACCCUUUUCAGGCAAUUCUACACUGUUGUGAUUGGGUACCUUUACUUCACGAGGUUUGUAGUGUUUGCCUUGCAGACAAUUGCUGCUUAUAAGUACCAGUGGGUUGCAAAUGCUGCCAAGGAGAUUGCCAACUUGGCAUUCUACAUCAUCAUGUUUUACAUGUUUAGGCCUGUUGAGAAGAAUGAAUACUUUGUUAUUGAUGAUGAGGAUGAAGAGGCUGCGGAGAUGGCUCUUCGUAGUGAGGAAUUUGAGAUUUGAAAUUGAAACCUCACACUACACCUCUCUAUAAGUCUCAACAUAACCAUACAUAUGCACAAUGAGUUGUUAUUGACUAUAGUUCUAGUGUAUACAAGUAGCUAGAUUUGUUUUAUUAUCCUCUCAUAUUUGGGAACCUAUUUGUAGCUGAUAAAAUCAAACAGGAGUUCAGUUUUGGAUAAUGGAACUUCUUGCAGUCUGUCUGUAUGUGCUUUACUGAAGUUAUGUUGUUAAUAAAUCUUUGAUGGCCUAAGGUAGAGUUAUGUGCAUGCUUGGUUGCUUAUU
Molecule: messenger RNA, 1711 nt
Organism: Cuscuta epithymum
Lineage: Eukaryota; Viridiplantae; Streptophyta; Magnoliopsida; Solanales; Convolvulaceae
Source: the annotation of a GenBank genome assembly